Messenger RNA from Zingiber officinale, 1384 nucleotides. RefSeq names its product probable purine permease 4. The transcript has a single exon. Lineage: Eukaryota; Viridiplantae; Streptophyta; Magnoliopsida; Zingiberales; Zingiberaceae. The record is from RefSeq and is a predicted model, not a curated record. Gene Ontology annotation, molecular function: purine nucleoside transmembrane transporter activity. Gene Ontology annotation, cellular component: membrane. Bases 59 to 1192 code for a protein of 377 amino acids.
UCCCCUCCUCCUCCUUCUCCUCCUCCUCCUCCUCCUCCUCCCCCAAGCUCUGCCAGCCAUGGAGGACACGUUCCUCAAGCAACUAAGCCAUCCCCGUAUCGACGAAGAAAGAGGCUCCUCCUGCCUCGGCAGGAGCGGCGGCGCAGGGUCCGUCGACUCCUCUGUUCUGGCGGAGGGGCGCGCAGCAGCCAGCCGGCGGCCGAGCACGGUCCUCUUGGCGGCCACCUACGCCGCGCUCUUCGUCGGAUCACUGUCCUCCUCUCUGCUCUCCCGAUUCUACUUCGUGCACGGAGGAUCCAACCGGUGGCUCUCCACCCUGGUCCAGUCCGCUGGCUUUCCCCUGCUUCUUCUUGCUAUUUAUUUAACUCAUUCCCCUGCCUCCGGCGGCCGCCCUUUCUAUCGCUUCACUCCUUCUCUCCUCUACCUCUCCAUCCUCCUCGGAGUCCUUGUCGGCAUCAACAACCUCCUCUUUUCCUGCGGCGUCUCCUACCUCCCCAUCUCCACCUCCUCGCUCCUCCUAUCCUCGCAGCUCGGCUUCACGCUCCUCCUCUCCGCGCUCCUCGUCCGCCACCCCCUCACCUUCUCCAACAUUAACUGCGUCGUCCUUCUCACCCUCAGCUCGGUCCUCCUCGCUCUCGACUCCUCCACCGAUCGCCCCGCCGGCGUCGACGGCCGCAGCUUCUUCCUCGGCUUCGCCGCCGCCCUCGGCGCCGCCGCCCUCGUCGCCGUUUACCUCCCCGCCACGCAGCUCCUCUACCUCCGCGUCUCCGGCUGCCGCGAGGCCGCCGAGGUGCAGGUCGUCGUGCAGGCCGCCGCCACCGCCCUCGCCGCCGCGGGCAUGGCCGCCGCCGGCGGAUGGCGCCGCGAGGACGCAUGGGACCUCGACGCCGCCGCCUACUGGUCCGUGGUGGGCUCCGCCGUGGUCAGCUGGCAGCUCUGCUUCGCGGGCACCGCCGGCGUGGUCUUCCUCACCUCCUCGGUCAACGGCGGCAUCUGCAUGACGGCGCUGCUGUCGGUCAACGUCCUCGGCGGGGUGCUGGUCUUCGGCGAUGAGUUCGGCGGCAGCAAAGCCGUCGCCAUGGCCCUCUGCCUCUGGGGCUUCACCUCCUACGUCUACGGCGAGCUGAAGCUGGAAAAGCUGGAAAGCAGCAAGGACGCGAUCAAUGAUGGCAACCCCUUAAUUAAUCCAUAAAAAAAAACCCACUCCCUGCUAGUUAAUUAAUCAUUAGUGCCAAACAACUAAUGACGCAUUACUGUUUUUGCUUCAAUUCCAUCUUUUCCUCCUCGUCUAAUCCUGCUGGUUACAAAUCAUAUAGUGGGGAGAUUAAUGGAGUUAAUUAGUUAAUUAAUGCGUGUACUUCCACUGCCAUAGCAAUUCUUUAUU